Pocillopora verrucosa is the source of this 4773-nucleotide messenger RNA. RefSeq names its product E3 ubiquitin-protein ligase HACE1. The record is from RefSeq and is a predicted model, not a curated record. Lineage: Eukaryota; Metazoa; Cnidaria; Anthozoa; Scleractinia; Pocilloporidae. Gene Ontology annotation, biological process: protein polyubiquitination. Gene Ontology annotation, molecular function: protein binding; ubiquitin-protein transferase activity.
AGGAAGUGAAUAACAUAAUGUCUGAUUGCCUAUCGUUUCAUUUCCCUUAAUUUCAAAAUACGGAAAGCCUUAUAUUUCGUUCAAGUCAAAGUGCUUCGGUUUUCCUCGUUUAAAUUAGGGAUAAUAACCCAACUCAACUGUACUUUUAGACUGUCGCCUAGCAUUACACGGAUAUAAUUUCCAUCGCCAUAUUUGUUUUCAUCUGCACAAUUCGUGACAUUUUCACGGUUACAGCUGUGCUGAGGACGAUCUGUUUAUUCUAACCGUCCGUGUCAAUAAUAAUGGGAACAUCUAGUGAAGAAGAUGGUGAAUUGCCACUCAGUCUGUCGAGCAAAAAGCGUUGUCACACGAAAAGAUCGCUUCUAUCUUCUGACUCAGAAGAAGGCGAAAGGAAGGAAAGAUCACCAAGUAAACAGAUAAACAGUGCACACAAGGAAACAUGUGAAGAAGAAAUGCGUAGUGGCGAAUUGAACGCGACCCCCUCCAGCUCGCAGACGCCUCGUAGCUCAGAGAGGCUGCGAAAGAAAUCAUCAUUGACGUUCUCUUUACCAAGCAGAAAAGAAGUACUGAAAUCGAUGUCACCGAAAGGAAAGAGACUCAGGAGUCAGGAGAAAAUAAAGGUGUUGAAGCCUAGAAAACUGGUGAACAAUUUCCUCAGAGAGCGUUCUUCUUAUGUGAGUCGUGGAGAAGGUGGAUAUGACUCAGAUGACAGUGGAAUGUCCGAUUUCAUAAAUGAUGAUGAUGAUGAUGGGGAGGAUGAGGAGGAAUCUACUGCGGAAAGUGACCAAAGCAGUGAUAGUGGCAAGAAGGAUUCUGGAAUCUGUAGAGUCAAAGAAAGCAAAAUAGAGAGGAAAAAGAAAAGAAUACUUGAUAGCUCCGAGGAAGAAAAGGAAACCAAAACAGAGGAGAAAAGGAAAAUACUGCUUGAUAGCUCAGAGGAAGAAAAAGACCAUAAUGAUGAGGCUGUUAAUAAUCCAAAUUUUGUUGAGUCAAACAGAGGCAUUGUGAAUAAACACAAAACAAAAAACAAAAGAAGAAAGCUUAAUAAGUUUAGUGACUCUGAUGAAGACAAUUCUUCAGGAAAUAAGAGAAAUGAAUCUAAAGAAAGCAAUGAUAGUAGUGAAGAUUCUGAAACUGAUAACAUCUGUUCAAGUGAAUCUCCACAUAAGGCUGAAAUCUUGAGGCCCCGUUCACAAAGAGUGAAAAGGCUCAUACAGAAACAGGAAGUUAAAAAUCAUAAAAUGUUUGGUGGUUUAUUAAAGAAAAGGCAAAAAGCUAAACUGGAUCCAAAAGAAAGACUUGCGAAGAGACUUUUGACUGAGGAUGAUGAUGAUGGUGAUUUGCUUAGCAGUGAUGAUUUGUCCAGUAGUGACAGUUGUACUCCCACAUCUAGUGCUCAUAAUGAUCAAGAUCCCCUUAAGGUGGCUGCAGCAUGUUUUGCACAGCUCAGUAAUGAGAUAGAUGAGGAUGAGGAUGGUGAUGACAGAGAUUUCAUUGUCAAGGAUGUUGAGACAUCUGAUGAGGGCAUGAACUCUGAUGGUGCAUCACAAUUUCUCAAGCUCUUGGAUACAUUUGCAGGCAAGCAACAUGAUAAGGAUGACAAUGGAACACAAAAUCAGGAUACAACAGGGAUCUGUGUAGGUGGAAAUCCCUUUUCAAGUAGACGAAAAAGAAGGAAAAAGAAAACAGUAAAGAAAGAACCAACUUGGAAACGGAUUAAGAUAGAGGAUGACAGUGACAAUAGUGCAAAUGAUGAUACAACAGAUACCAUGUCUAGCAGAUAUCAACCCCUUCACAUUGCCAUUCUUGAACAUGAUGUUCCCUUGGUCAAUAAGCUGAUCAAGGAAGAUUCUGAUUGUAUUUAUGAGAUUGCUUUCAGAAAGAGGACUGCUCUACAUUUGGCUGCUUUAGAAGGCCAAGUAGAACUUGUGAAACUGUUACUGAAGCAUGGGGCUGACCAAACAGCUCUGGAUUACUAUCACUUGCCUGCAUUGGCAUAUGCUUUGGAUGGGCAUCCAGAAUGUGUUCAGCUGUUGCUUGGGCAUGCUAAUAUUAAGAACAUUAGUAAAAGUAUCAGGACAAACAAGCAAGAAAUGAACCUGUUGCAUUUUGCUGUGGGAGAAGGCAGAGAUGGAUGUAAUUGUUAUGACAGAGCAAAAUGUCUGGAGCUUUUGUUUCAUGAAGACAAGAAAACAUGCACAAGGCUGUUAUCACUGAGUGAUGUCAGGAAGUUUGUUCCAUUGGUCGCAGCUGUCCAUGCUGGACAACAUGAGUGUGUCCAGGUCUUGUUGAGGAUGGGCGCAGAUAUGAUUUCCUUCAAGACUGAUGAUGGAGGCAACAUACUGCACUUUGCUGUGGAAUGUGCAUCACAUUUCAAAAGCAAAUGGGAACCUACUAAAGACACUUCCUUUUGUCUAAGGGAGCUUUUGAAGGGAUCAAGAUUGCUUAUUGACCAGCCGGAUGAUAAUGGUUUUACUCCAUUGAUGUAUGCCUGUGAAAGUGGUAAUGCGGAGUGUGUCAGGAUACUGCUAGACAAUGGUGCAUUGUGUAGUUUUGUGGACAGUCAUGGCACGUCUAGCCUUCAUCUUGCAGCCAUGUCAGGAGACACAGAGUGUGUUCAACUUCUGCUCAACUCAGGGCACCAGGUUGACUGUGUGGACAAAUAUGGAUGGCCUCCACUGCUUUAUGCUAACUUCAAAGCUCAUGAGAGCUGUGUGCUAGCGCUGAUGAAACCUAAACCAGAGCAAGUGUUUGUACUGGGAGAGCUUCUGAGAAGAGCAAGGAGGGAGUUGGAGAAGAAAAGAACAGUGAAGGUGGUCAAGAAUGUACUGGUGUCAUUGGCCAAUCACGAUGCAUACUACACAGUAUUUAACGAGUUCGUUCGCCAAAAUCCUGAGGUGCUUGAUGAGAACAAUUAUGGACUCCUACAGCAUAUCUGGAGAGCCAUCUUGGAUUUUGAUAACAAGAGGAGGUGGUUUGUAAAGAAGCUGUCACAAAUCAGAUCAACCUCUGGGAAACGUGAACGUUUGCCUUUGGAGAUCGACAGAGCAAAUGUUUUAGGCAGUGCCAUGAACCAGAUGGGGAGAAUACUUGGACAUGCACUGAGACACAGGGAUUUGAUUGUCACAUUUCAGAAUGAACCAGGUAUCUGCACUGGCCCAAAAAGAGAAUUUUUUGCUUGCUUUUGUAAAGAUGUCGUUGACCCCAAAAGACACCUUUUCAUGAUAACAGAUGAUGCCCAGUUCAGCCCGGUGCCGAAUGCUUACUUUGCUAAAUAUUUCAACAAAGAAGCACAGCAAGACACCUCACAAACACCAAGCAGUCAACAGGGGCCAUCAACUGGGAAAGAGGAAUGCCUAUCUAGUGAGUGCACGGACGAAGAAUUGAUGUCAGCCGCGUCACAGGCAGAAGCUCGUUAUGCGAUGGCAGGAAAUGUAGGUCAACCUUUCAAACAACUCAGUGCAGAAGUUGAACGUGGCAUUAGUCUGAGGUCUGAAGGACAAACUGCUUUGGAAAACUUUACUGCAAAUCAAGGAACUGAGGACAGGAUUAAUAUCAGCGAGAGUGUUGCAGCGUCCAAUGAAAGUGGCUGUGACGAAAGAGUCGUAAAAAGGGCUGACACAAGACAUUCAUCUGAGGAGCAGAACAAUGAAAAACGAGCAACGAGGAAUCUCUCCUUGCGCUCUAGACUCAAACAGCUUCGUUUUAUCGGUCGCAUGGUCGGGUUUUCCAUUUUUGAAAAUUUGCUACUGGAUCUUCAUCUCUCCAAACCAUUCGUGAAGCAGAUCCUUGGAAUACCUUUAUCUCACCCAGACGACCUUAGUUCAUUUGAUUACGAGCUCCAUAAGAAUGCAGUGACUUGGUUACAGGAGAACUGUGUGAACGAACUGGACUUGUCAUUUAACGUGGAUGCUCUGAAUCCGUGGAACUCUAAACCAGUCACAAUUGAGCUUAGUGAUGACUGUGAUAAGAAGCUCACAGAUGACAAUAAGGAAGAAUACAGCAAAUUUGUCUCACAAUUCAAACUGGAAAAAUCGAUUAAAGAUGAAGUGGGUGAAUUUACAGGAGGACUUCAUGAGGUUAUUCCACGAGAAUUCCUUUCGCUGUUCACAGCUGACGAAUUUUCGCUGUUGAUUAACGGGGUGGCCAAGCUUGAUGUGGAAGACUGGAAGAAGCAUACCGAGUAUAAGCAGUGCACGGCAGAAGACGACGUUAUAAAAUGGUUUUGGAACAUUGUGACACCGCUAAAAGAAGAAGAAAAAGCUCUGCUGAUGAAAUUUUCCACUGGAUCACCUUGCGUUCCCCUUGGAGGUUUUGCUGCCCUAACGGGUUUGUCAGGUCCUACAAAAUUUACGAUUUCGAAGAUUGCAGGACUCAAUAAAAUUCCUAUGGCAUCCACGUGUUUUAACAUGCUGAAACUGACCAGCUACAGUUCUGAGAAACACCUCAAGGAUAAACUGUUGAUUGCGAUAAGACACGGCGCAGAGGGGUUUUCAUUUUCGUGAGGCACAGAUCCCGCUGUGCUGUACCGCUGUUAUCGCAGUAGUGUCAGUAGUUUUUUUUUUUUCUUGCUCGUACAGCUCGAGACGAAUGAUUAAUGUUUUCACGUGCUUCAGAUCCGAUCUUACAAAUCAUGAUCACCUAAGCAUCGCAUAUGCGACCUUUUAUCUUUUUACCUUUUCUGUAGCAAUGAUAAGAAAAAGUGCAUCUAUAUUGUCAUCUAUUGAGUGAAAUACAUAAUCGAAAAGUAUUAUCGUAAUAUAAAAUUAUAAU